AUAAGCAUGGUUUCCAUCUCAUAUUAUAAGUUUAUAUACUAAAUUACGCAUAUAUAAUUUAAAUAUGUAAGAUAACUAUCUUAUCCCGCGCAAGGCGCAUGUUACUACCUAGUUGGUGACAAACAUGUAAAAAACUUUUCACUACAAACAAAAUUGACAAAUGUACUCAACGCCAAACUUUGUUGCUUGAGAAUAUAAUAAGUGGCAGAGAAGAGACAAUUGGGGUUCUCUCUGAAGGCAAAACGUUGAAAGGGCUUUGUUGUUGUUUUGUUUGGACGUCAAGAAGUCUCUGUUAGGCCCCUGGUUUGUUAUAGUACUCGGAUUCAGUUUACUAAUUCCACAGUUCAGUUGUGCUAUUUAAGAGUUUUUGUCAAAUAAGGGAAACAAAUCUGUAAUUAAACAUUUUUGUGGAUUGUGCAAUUUUCAAGAUUUGGUAUUGUUUUUUUUUUUUUGAAAAUUUGAGUAAGGAGUUAAGGUGAAGGGCUUGUAAUGAGUGGCCAAAAUAGAUCUGGACCGGUCCAGUGUCUUUCUCACUUUAUCUGUUGUAUCCAUUUGCAUAUCUUUUUGCCUUCCAUGCAUGAAUCGAACAACACAACACACACAAAGAGAUGGAGAGAGAGAGAGAGUAGGGUGUUGAAAUUUUGACUAAUCUUGUUAGUAACAACAACACUUGUGAUCUUUUGUGAUAUUUUUUUCUUUUGCUCCAAAAUAUUCAAAAAUAAAAAAGAGAAAACAAAUCUCUAAACUUUAAAGGAUAGAAGAAUAGUGUGGAAUUUAUUUACAAAGUUUGUAGCUUUAACAUUCUCUCCUCUUUGCUUAGCUUGAAGGUAGGAGGAUCUUGUACUUAAAGCCAGAGAAUAACUGUCACAUCCCAGAAUCUUGAUCCUUAAGAAAGCAUCAACCUUUCCUCUGCUUCCCUUCGCAGUCUGUAGCCUUUGGGAGAUUUUUGAGUGUUUGAUCGACCAAUCAAGAUGGAGAAGGAGUUUGUGUGCAAGUUCUGUAACAAGAAGUUCCCUUCUGGGAAAUCACUCGGAGGUCACAUCAGGAUUCAUUCGCCUCAGAGUUCAGUUCAUUCGGAUAGUUUCAUUGGCAAGAAUAACAACAGCAAGAAGAGGUUGGUUGAUCAGAGAGCUCUUGCCAGUCACAACUAUGAGGGUGAGAAGAAGAUGGUGAUGGAGAUGGACACCCAAUCUGCUUCUGAGACUACUACUACUUCCUCUGGUCCUGCAAUGAUCAAAAGAUCCAAGAAGCAGCCCAGUUCUGAAUCUUUUAGUACUGUGAGCUGGUCUUCUGAUCCUGGGAUUGAUCAAGGAUCUAAGGAUCUCAUGUUUUUACAUUUGGGUAGGAAAGACUUUAACUUGCCUGAGUCAUCAGAGAACAACUCUGAGAUUCUCGAGACUAAGUCAUCUUCAGGGGAGCUGCUUAAGACACCAGAUAAAGUUGCUGUUGGUGAUGAUAGUGAUGAUAGUGAUAAUGGUUCCUCUGAUUCUGAUUACUUCAUGAGUGGACCAAAGAAGUCAGAUGUCUCGGUUGGUGGGUCUCUUAGGAACACUGGAGUUGGUUCUGGAUUCAACAGCUUCAAGAACGGUGAUGAGCUUGGGGUAAAGGAGGGAGGAUCAAAGCAUGAGCUGGGCAAAAGCAAAAGAGUCUCGCCUUCUUAUGGAAGUGAUUCUUAUGAAGACAAAAAGAACAGCAAGUUUCAUAGGUCCAGUGAUGGUGGCAUGGUUAAGAAAGCAAGUGGUGGAGACAAGAAUAGCAAAGGCCACGAGUGCCCAGUCUGCUUCAAGGUGUACAGUUCAGGACAAGCUUUAGGAGGUCACAAGAGAUCACAUACCAUUGCGAAUCAAGCACAACAGAGGGCCAAACGCAACGCAGCUGAUAUGCAAUUCGGUCUCUAUCUUCCUGCUGAGGAGGAUAGUGAUGAUGAUUGAAUUAGAACAUGAAAACCACAGCUCUUCUCUCUUUUUUGCUCUAGAAUUCUUUUAUUAAAAAUGUUCAAGGUUCUGACUGUAUAUCAAAAGCUUUUUGAUUUGUUCAUAUGAAAAGCUUUGAUCACAUAAACAAUUAUUUUCUUUCUGAGUGUUGUUGAUAUAAAGCUUCAUGUUUCUUA
This is a messenger RNA of Brassica napus (rape), 2110 nucleotides long. RefSeq names its product zinc finger protein ZAT1. The coding region runs from base 972 to 1931 and encodes 319 amino acids. The record is from RefSeq and is a predicted model, not a curated record. The transcript is spliced from 2 exons. NCBI's taxonomy places the organism in Eukaryota, Viridiplantae, Streptophyta, Magnoliopsida, Brassicales, Brassicaceae.